This is a messenger RNA of Exophiala xenobiotica, 1393 nucleotides long. RefSeq lists its product as uncharacterized. Bases 158 to 1201 code for a protein of 347 amino acids. Lineage: Eukaryota; Fungi; Ascomycota; Eurotiomycetes; Chaetothyriales; Herpotrichiellaceae. The transcript is spliced from 2 exons. The record is from RefSeq and is a predicted model, not a curated record. Gene Ontology annotation, molecular function: oxidoreductase activity. Gene Ontology annotation, cellular component: mitochondrion.
GUAAAGAAUAUGCCAUUCUGCUUAAUGUUUUGAACGAUCAUAGUCAGAUGGACUGAGGCGACCUUGUAAAUUUCCUCGUCCCUGCAACACCACUUCAACUUCGGUGCAUCAUCUCGAGCUUGCUAAGCACAGGGGCUCACUCGACGUGCAAACGACCAUGAAAGCCAUCCAAAUAUCGGACUAUGUCAAAUCAUACUCGGAGCUUCGUGUGAGGGAAAUACCCUCUCCCAUACCAAAGGCAGACCAGGUCCUCGUGACAAUAACCCAUAGCGCCCUGAACCACGUCGACCUCCUGUACGCGCGUGGCCUGCACCAGAAUAAUCACAGCGGCCUGGUCAGCCCGCCGUUCGUCCUGGGCCUGGAGUUUGCGGGCGUGGUGGCUGCGGUGCCGCCGGCAACGUCAGCUUCUUCAGGGUUCAAGGCUGGAGACCAUGUCUGGGGUACCGGCGUGGGCGGGUUCGCCGAACAGAUCGCCGUCGCGCCGUCCGCGUUGCACAGGCUGCCUGGAGGCUGUGGCUCUUGGACGCUGCGUGAUAUCGCGGGUCUUGGGGCCGCCACGGCGCCGGUGAGUUACGCAGCGCUGGUCCGCGUUGCUCAGGUCAAGGCCGGGCAGACUGUGCUUGUGCACGCGGCCGCGGGAGGGCUGGGUGUGGUUGCGGUGCAGAUUGCGCAGGCCCUUGGAGCGAGGGUCAUUGGCACGGUGGGCAGUGAGGAGAAGGAGGAAGUUGUGCGGAAGAUGGGGGUGCUUGGGGUGGUGCGGUAUGAUGAUAGUGACGGUUGGGAGAGGGAGGUCUUGAAGAUCAGCGGUGGUGGUGGCGUGGAUGUGGUAUAUGAUACGGUCGGGCUGGUGGAGAAGAGUAUUCGGUGUUUGAAGUUUGGUGGGAGUGUGGUCAUUGCCGGGUUCGCGGGGCUCGGUGGGAAGAUGGAGACUCUGGCUAUGAAUCGCGUGUUGCUCAAGGGGGCGAAGUUGCUUGGUUAUAGAUACGGCGAGACUGGACGACGACGACCGGAAGAGAACGAAGAGGUGUGGAAGGGACUGACUGAGAUGCUGGAGAGUGGCAAAAUCAGGCCCUUCAUCUAUGGAACGUAUACUGGUCUGGAAAGCGUGGCAAAAGCCCUGGAGGAGCUGGCUGCAAGGAAAGUAUGGGGCAAGGCUGUUGUUGAGAUACAGUCGCCAGCCAAGUUGAGCGCGAGACUGUGAGACUUUCCCCAAGGAUUCACCUUAUCUCAUCACCAAUCCUCCGUCGACGAUCAUCUCCUGUCCGGUAACGGCGUCGGCCCAGGGACUGGCAAAGAACAGCACCACGCCAGCCAAGUCCUCCGGCGUCGCGACCUUUCUCAAGGGAGUGACAGCCUUGAUCUGCUCGAAGACCUCCUGCGGUGUACUCGCGCU